Melitaea cinxia (Glanville fritillary) is the source of this 2479-nucleotide messenger RNA. RefSeq names its product atypical kinase COQ8B, mitochondrial (gene Coq8). NCBI's taxonomy places the organism in Eukaryota, Metazoa, Arthropoda, Insecta, Lepidoptera, Nymphalidae. Gene Ontology annotation, biological process: ubiquinone biosynthetic process. The coding region runs from base 1 to 1965 and encodes 654 amino acids. Gene Ontology annotation, molecular function: kinase activity. The record is from RefSeq and is a predicted model, not a curated record. The transcript is spliced from 8 exons. Gene Ontology annotation, cellular component: extrinsic component of mitochondrial inner membrane.
AUGUCACAUAUUAAUGAUUUAAUAGGUGUAGUGAGAGGUCUUCGCCAGGUGAUAGAUGCGGGUAUAAAGCUACAGCAGGAAAGCACUAGACUAGUAUGGCAAAAUUCUAGUGUAAAAAACCCAUUACAAAAUUGCUCAGUUAACUCUAUUGCUACCUACAAAUCUAACCCAGACACUAUUAACGAUGCUUUCGAAAGAGCAAAGGUGGUUGUACAUGGUAUUAAACAAUAUGUCACUAUGUGUAAUACUAACUCAAAUACCAAUACAGCUGAGGCAUUGACAUCCAUGGAUCCGAAAUUACAAGAAGAUAUUGACAUGUUGAACAGGCAGUUCAAUGAAACCUUUGAAAGUUUAAAGCAAGCACAAAAAAAGAUAGUCUCAAAUGUUACCGUUGUAUCGGUCAAGGAACUUGUUAAGCCACCAGAACAAAUUCCAGUUGAAGUUGUCGUAAAUGAGAAGCCUGUAAAUGAUGAAAUAGAUAAUAGACUAGUUGAUGUAAUUGAGCCAAAAAGCCUUAAACCCAAUGUAAAUUCUUAUGCUGAUCCCAGCAUAAAUUCUGUUACUAGUACUAGUGUCAAAUCUGCCCCAAAACCAGUUGCAAGAAAGAAAGUAAAAGUAUCACUAGCUGAGAGCUCUAAGGCGCGUGUCGUACCUUCUUCUCGUAUUGGGAGGAUGAUAUCUUUUGGCUCCCUAGCUGCUGGUCUGGGUUUCGGUACAGUCGCCCAGUAUGCCCGAAACACCCUCCAGUCUGUAACUGGAAAAGUCGAUGAAACUUCAAAUACAUUCUUAUCGCCAGCAAAUGCUGAGAGGAUUGUGGAUACACUAUGCAAAGUCAGAGGUGCUGCACUAAAACUGGGUCAGCUACUCAGUAUCCAAGAUGAUUCGGUAAUUCCGUCUGAUCUCCAGAAAAUAUUUGACAGAGUUCGUCAAUCAGCAGAUUUCAUGCCUAGUUGGCAAGUAGAGAAAGUUAUGAGUUCUCAACUGGGGCCAGACUGGCGCAGUAAAAUUCAUCAAUUUGAAGAGAAACCUUUCGCUGCUGCUUCUAUAGGUCAAGUUCACUUAGCUGUUCUUCACAGUGGACAAGAAGUGGCAAUUAAAGUUCAGUAUCCCGGUGUUGCAAAAGGUAUAAACAGCGAUAUAGACAACCUUGUCGGUGUACUUAAGGUAUGGAACAUGUUUCCUAAAGGGAUGUUCAUAGACAACAUUGUCGAAGUAGCGAAGAAAGAGUUAGCUUGGGAGGUCGACUACAUCCGUGAAGCAGAAUGUACUAAGAAGUUCAAACAACUACUUGCUCCAUACCCCGAGUACUAUGUUCCAUCUGUCAUUGACGAAUUAUGCGCUCAAGAAGUGAUAACAACGGAACUAAUCGACGGAAUGCCUCUCGACAAAUUAUUCGACGCGCCCUACGAAGUCCGCUAUGACAUAGCUUACAAAAUAAUGCAGCUUUGUUUGAGAGAAAUGUUCAUACUUCGCUGUAUGCAGACAGAUCCGAACUGGGCAAAUUUUUUCUAUAACACGAAUACCAAACAAGUAAUCUUGCUGGACUUCGGCGCGACUCGUGAAUACUCCAAAGAGUUCAUGGAUCAAUAUAUAGAAAUUAUUAAAGCAGCUUCAGAAAAUGAUCGCGAUGCAAUUUUGCGCAUGUCGCGCGAAAUGAAAUUCCUCACUGGAUACGAGUCCAAGAUAAUGGAAGAGACACACGUCGACACAGUUUUGAUCAUGGGCGAAGUGUUUACAAGCGAAGGUUCGGGUGAAUUUGACUUUGGAGCUCAAAAGACAACAAGACGAAUUCAAGCCAUAGUGCCAACCAUACUGACGCACAGGCUAUGUCCACCCCCCGAGGAAAUAUACUCCUUGCACAGGAAACUAUCUGGGGUUUUCCUACUCUGUUCCAAGCUCAAAGUGAAAAUGAACUGUCGUGACAUGUUCCAAGAUAUAUACCGGCAGUACAAAGCCAAUGUCUAGUAGUCAUUUGAAAGUUCAGUUAGAGUAGUAAAUGUGUCUAACAACUAUUUAAUGCUAGCUGACGGUAAAUACAAAGUAAUAACUUCAUCGUACAUUAUAUUUUAUAUGGUAGAUUUUAUAUGAUUUAAAAGUAUAAACACUACAAAAUAGUAUCAAAAUAAAUAAAAAUGUUUGCCCAUACUUUGCCUUAUGGAUUUUAUUUAAGAUUUGAUACAUGUUAUGGGUUAUUUUAUCGCAUUUUAACGACUCUAAGCUGCAUUGUAUUAAUUAUAUGUAAUAUAUAGUUAAGAAUAAUUUAACCAAACUAGUAUUUUUAUUGUAUUAAAUCCAUCUACGUACAGUCUAACAUUCAAUAAACUUAUUUCAAUGCAUAUUCACAUUUUAUAUGUAAAGCAAAUAGUAAUUUUAUAUUAGUUAUUAUUAAAACAGAUAAAGCUUUUUUAUUAAUUAUUGCUAAUCUACCUUCUACAAUUACUUUGUAUAUUUGGCCGUAAUAAAAUAAUUGUGAAUACUA